AUGUCAUUAUCUUUUAUGACUCCACUAAUCUUUUCUGUGCUGAACUUUUUGGUAUGUGUUUUUUAUCCCGCAAUAGAUACAUUCUCGUAUUUAUACAAGGAUGAAAUUAAAAAUAUGGGCGACAAGUAUGCCAACACUUCCAUAGUAUCGCAGCCUUCACACUCAUCACUUUAUGCCCACUUCAUCGUAUACUGGAUCAUCUACUUCAGCACUCAAUUCAUAGAAUACCUUUUUUUCACUACCAUUCUGGUUUUCAUUCCCCUCUACUACGAGAUCAAAUUGCUCACAUUUUUCUGGUUAGGCAGCUCACACUUCAAAGGAGCGGGUUAUCUCUACUUGACUUACUUAAAGACAUUAAUUAAGGAUUUAUUGCGAAUAGGAGAAAAUAAAUUGGAGGAGAUGGUUGGACCUCAAAGUUAUAGUCAAAUCAAGGACUCACUUAUCUCAAUUUCCUUACAAAAUAAUUCGCCGCCCAUUAGCAGUUCAAAAAAUGGAAACAGCAGAGGCAGGCCAUCCAAUAAAUAA
Babesia microti strain RI is the source of this 525-nucleotide messenger RNA. RefSeq lists its product as hypothetical. Lineage: Eukaryota; Apicomplexa; Aconoidasida; Piroplasmida; Babesiidae. The transcript has a single exon. The record is from RefSeq and is a predicted model, not a curated record. The coding region runs from base 1 to 525 and encodes 174 amino acids.